UAAAUUGGAUUUUCAAAAGAAAAGAUGUUAUUUGUAGUUUAUGCUUAAACUUAAAACGCGUGUGUAAUUAAAAAAAUAAAAACGAAAAGUUAACAAAAGAUAUUAUAAACUAAACAACAAAUUAAAAUUGUAUUCUUCAAUAGCAGCAGCAUCAUCAUCAUCAUCGUCUCAUUAAUCUUAGUUUUUUAUUAAUUAAUGUGUGUUUGGCGACCGUUUGUUUGUGCAUGAUUAACGGUUAUUUGCAAAUUUCUCCAUGUAUAGUGUUUUUUAUAAAUUCGAUAACAGGACACAGCAUUUAAUAUCACUAAGUUACGAUGGCAUCACGUAACGGUAAAAAAUCAUCGGGUUUACGUAUGCUUUGGAUACCAGGCGGUCGUAAAAGUCAUCCCAAGGGACGUUACGAUGCAACAAAUAAACAAAUUUCUUAUACGACCAGACAGAAAAAAAGUGAAGUUUGGUCUUUGGGUGGCAGUAAAGCACAAAAAGAUUUGCUGCAAGCAGAUCCUGAUACAACACUUUUAGAUGGUCCUUCUACAUCCGGUUUAUCGUCAUCAUUAGCUGCCGCUACGGGUGCUACAGCUGUUGCUGCAGCUGCUGUCACCAACGCACAAUGUUUGGAAUCUCAUAAUUCACCUGAUACAACAAGUGAAAAUUUAACUUUAUAUAAUAAUCAACAACAAAUUUCACCCACCACUACAUACAGUUCCACAUCUACAGCACCUUUAAUCUCACCCUCACAAUCUCCAUUGGAACUUAGUAAUUAUUCGACACCGUCCUUAAUAAAUAAUAAUAAUACAACUCCAACUACUCCAACCACAACAACAAUGCCUGCUAAAUCUCAUCAACCUAUACCAGUUAUAGUUACUACCACCACUACCGCCGAAAUAAUGGAGGAUACAAAUUCUUUACAGGAAAAUCGUUUUUCUCUAUUGGCCGGCAAGGAUAUUGUUACAAAUGAAUUGGAUAUUUAUACAUUACCAUCACCGCCUACAACUAAUUUGAAUUCACAAGAAAACUUGAAUCAUUCGUCUGGUACGACUGUUUCACAAAUAACGCCAUCUGGAUCUCCUCACAAACUCAAUAAUGGUUCGCAAAAUGGUUCCGUUAACAAUUCGCCGGUAAAGAAAAAACAACAACAUAGAAAUCAUAAUAAUAAUCAGGGAGAUGUUAAUUCGAUUGAAAGUAUAACAGAAGAUACUGUUAGUGAAAAAAUUCCAUCCGCUAAUUUAGAUUGGAUCGAUGCAGUGGUGCAGGAACGACAAGAUCGUGAGAUUUUAGCUAAACCGAAAAAGAAGAAAAAGAAAAAAAAUGUCAAAGAAUUAGAUCAGCUGGAUGGUGUGCCCAUGAAAGAGAGCUCAACAGAUGCGGCAUCCGUUAAGGAGGAAGAUGAAAAGGUAGUAAAAUGUCUCUAUUAUACAUUGAUGUGUUGUGAUUGUACAAUUUCGUAGACAUUUCCUAAUUAUUAUUAUUACGGUAAUAUUGAGAGAAAAAGAAAAAAACAAAUUGCAUUUAAUUUUUUUUUUUUUUUGUUUUUGUUUAAAGAAAAACAAAUUCAAUUUUGUUUUUAAAAUGACUGAAAACUUUAAAAGCAAAAUAAUAAAACUUAAAUCAAAAUUAAAUUUAAUAUUACUUUAAUAUUUACAAAAAAGGAAAGCAACAAAAAUAUUUUUAUAAAAAUUUUAUAUCUAAAAUAAAAGAUAUAUUAUUAAACUUAACUAAACAUAAAAAAACAUACAUGCCAAUUCGUAUUUGUAAACUUAAAAUUCCUAAUAAUUAUUUAACAUUUUAGUAGAUUUUUUUUACUAAAAAGAAAGACAUAGAAACAAUAUAACGCAUAUUAAUAUUAAACAAAAAAAAAAAAAAAAAAAAAAGAAAACCGAAUUAUUACUUAAUAGUUUUUUUUUUAAUAAUUUAUAAAUUUAUAUACAAACAAACACUUUAAUAUAAAAUAUAUUUAACAACAAUCUUAAUUUUUAAAAACCUGUUUAACUAAUUUAGUUGUAAAAUUAGUUUUGAACGGAAUUUAAAAAAAGUUAUUUGAAAUAACGAAAUAAACUAAUUUUAAAUAAAAAAAAAGAAAUUUAAAAGUUUUACAAUUUAUAAAAAAACAUGCAUAUUUUUGAUAACAAAGUGUAAUUGAAACUAAAGUAUUUUUUUAAAUUUUGUAUUAAUAUUUUAAUGAAAUAUUUAUAGUUCUUUAAGACAUUUACACUUUUAACAUAAAAAAGAAACAUUACAAAAAAACUACUUUAAAUGUGUAGUGAUGUCGCCGCCGCUAUAAAAUCUUAAUUAAUAAAAGACAUGGAAAUGAAAAAAAU
Molecule: messenger RNA, 2318 nt
Organism: Lucilia sericata (common green bottle fly)
Lineage: Eukaryota; Metazoa; Arthropoda; Insecta; Diptera; Calliphoridae
Product: cell wall protein DAN4
Exons: 6
Coding region: 315-1448 (377 amino acids)
Source: RefSeq, a predicted model, not a curated record